AUGACCCCAGGAGAGACCCUGCACAUGAAGACCCCUGUCAGGGAGAGCAUGGCCAUGUCCAAAGUGGCCGGCACCAGAGUCUACCUCAAGAUGGACAGCGCCCAGCCCUCAGGCUCCUUUAAGAUCAGGGGUAUCGGGCACCUCUGCAAAACGUGGGCCGAGCAAGGCUGCGAGCAUUUUGUCUGCUCUUCUGCAGGCAACGCGGGCAUGGCCACUGCCUAUGCUGCCAGGAGGUUGGGCAUCCCUGCCACGAUUGUCGUGCCGAGUACCACUCCUGCCCUCACCAUCGAGCGGCUCAAGAAUGAGGGCGCCAUGGUCAAGGUGGUGGGUGAGAUGCUGGACGAGGCCUUUGAGCUGGCCAAAGCCUUGGCGAAGAACAACCCGGGCUGGGUCUACAUCCCACCUUUUGAUCACCCCCUCAUCUGGGAAGGCCACGCCUCCCUCGUGAAGGAGCUGAAGGAAACUCUGGGAGCCAAGCCCGGGGCCAUCGCUCUGUCGGUGGGAGGCGGGGGCCUGCUGUGCGGAGUGGUCCAGGGCCUGCAGGAGGUGGGCUGGGGCGAUGUGCCCAUCAUCGCCAUGGAGACCAGAGGGGCCCACAGCUUCCAUGCCGCCACCUCAGCGGGCCGGCUCGUCUCCCUGCCGGAGAUCACCAGUGUUGCCAAGGCCCUGGGGGUGAAGAUGGUGGGGGCUCAGGCCCUGAAGCUCUCCUGGGAGCACCCCAUCUUCUCCGAGGUCAUCACGGACCAGGAAGCAGUGGCUGCCAUUGAGAAGUUUGUAGAUGAUGAGAAGAUCCUGGUGGAGCCGGCCUGCGGGGCGGCACUGGCUGCUGUCUACAGCCGCGUGGUGAAGAAGCUGCAGGGCCAGGGCAAGCUGCAGACCCCGCUAGCCUCCCUCGUGGUGGUCGUCUGUGGUGGCAGCAACAUCAGCCUGGCCCACCUGCAGGCCCUCAAGGCCCAGCUGGGCAUGAAGAGUGAGCUGCCAGAGUGA
This is a messenger RNA of Ochotona princeps (American pika), 987 nucleotides long. RefSeq names its product serine dehydratase (gene SDS). The record is from RefSeq and is a predicted model, not a curated record. The transcript is spliced from 7 exons. Bases 1 to 987 code for a protein of 328 amino acids. Gene Ontology annotation, molecular function: L-serine ammonia-lyase activity; threonine deaminase activity; pyridoxal phosphate binding. NCBI's taxonomy places the organism in Eukaryota, Metazoa, Chordata, Mammalia, Lagomorpha, Ochotonidae. Gene Ontology annotation, biological process: L-threonine catabolic process; L-serine catabolic process.